Molecule: messenger RNA, 1553 nt
Organism: Labrus bergylta (ballan wrasse)
Lineage: Eukaryota; Metazoa; Chordata; Actinopteri; Labriformes; Labridae
Product: junctional adhesion molecule-like
Biological process (GO): cellular response to lipopolysaccharide; immune response; negative regulation of T cell proliferation
Cellular component (GO): external side of plasma membrane
Source: RefSeq, a predicted model, not a curated record
UAGUCUUUUGUCCCUCCACUUGUUAACACAAUGCACAAAAUGGCUCAUGUUCAUCCACAAGGUCUCCUCAUGUUAGUUCUGUUUGUGGUCAUAUCAGAGUGCAGCGUUGUUUCACCAGUGUCUGAGACUGUGGCUGCCACUCAACAAGAAGAUGUAGCUCUGCCCUGUUUUAUUUCUAACCUGACGGAUCCAAAGAGCUGCUACAGAAUCAAAUGGAUGAAGAACACCUCAGGUGCCAAUCAGAAAGUUAUUCUUGCCAGGCCUAAAACAACAAACAUCCGGGAUGCUGAGCGAGUAAAAUGGGAAACUAAUGGACGAGGAGAAACGUCUCUUAUUCUGACCAAACUACAAAAGUCUGAUGAGGGAGUGUACACCUGUGAAAUAUGCAAAGGCUGGGCCUGUUCAAUUGUCAAAAACAUAACUCUAAUAGUAAAACAAUGCAAGUCCCUGACGGCCAUGAAGGAACCACCUGGUAAAUCAGUAAACCUGAACUGCCAUGUGAACAUGACAUCAGGGCAACAAGGACCCCUAAAAAUCUUCUGGCAAAUGCUGAAAGGAGACAACCCUGUUAACAUUACAUCUAAAGCAGUUGGAAUGAAUGGCAGAUCACUAACUAUCCAGUCUGUGAAUUCCAGUGACAGUGGCUGGUACAGAUGUAAAUACAUGCUUGGACAAACUCAGCGCUGCUUUGAAAUAAAACUUCAAGUGGAAAAUGUAGUUGUGACCUCAACAUCUCCAGCAACGAUAACCAGUGGGGUUCAUCUGGAAACCAGGAAUGAGGGGAACAGUGGAGUAUUUAUCGCAGUUAUCGUGUCUUCAGUCAUUAUAGGGAUUGCCAUAAUAUUUGCUCUGAUACUACUGGCCAUCUACUGCAGACGUAAAACCCAGAGAGCUGCACAGCAGACACAGAGACACCUCACAGGUUUGAGCAGUCCAGAAGUCAUGUCUUUUUUCACACGGAUACAGUUUAGUAACAUGUUUAUUUUUGUCUUUUAUUUCUUAUCAGCUGCUGAGUCUAACCAUUUGUACGAGUUUGUGACUCUUACACUUUCUGAGGAUCCUCUACACCAGCGAGUUAACAGCUUUUACCAAAGCGAGGAAGAUGGCUUGCAUAGUUUCUGUUAUUAGUGCUGUUGUGCUGAAGACAGAUACAAUUCUCCAGCUGUCUGUUUCCAGAAACAAAAUGCAAAUUUACCUAAACCUGAUUAUUUGGAAAAAACUUCUUCAAAGAUCUAUAUUGAGAAAAAUGGACCUCUCUGUGUUCAUCCUCUGUUGAAAAUACCCCUCAUCUCCACGCUGUCUGUAUCAAUCUAUCCAAUAAUGUUUUUAAAGAUGAAAUGACACGUUUGCAAUUAUAAUCUUACAAUAAUAUAUUUAAUUCAGUUUAAACCAUAUCGUUGAGAAUGAUAAAUGAUUGUGAUUAAGGAUACAUAAGCACUAGUCUGCUUUUUCUGUAUGCUACAAGUAAAUCUUUCCAUAAAAACAGAUCAUAUCGAUGUAAAAUCAAUCACUUUUGUUAGUUAACAGCCUGCAAUAAAUCAUAGAAACUGUCA